Molecule: messenger RNA, 956 nt
Organism: Raphanus sativus (radish)
Lineage: Eukaryota; Viridiplantae; Streptophyta; Magnoliopsida; Brassicales; Brassicaceae
Product: protein GET1-like
Exons: 8
Coding region: 153-692 (179 amino acids)
Biological process (GO): tail-anchored membrane protein insertion into ER membrane
Source: RefSeq, a predicted model, not a curated record
CAUAUACUGUAGUUUAAUUGUUCAAAAUCUAAACCAAGUCCUCCAAUUAUGAGCUCCUCCGCUUGAAGGCGUGACACUCAAGGAAUCUACGACGGAGAGUUGAAACAUUUGAACGGAGUUUUAGAAAUUGCCAUCAGAAUCAGUACUUAAUAAUGGAAGGAGAGAAAAUGAUAGGAGAUCGCGGCCUUUUGGCCGCUCCUCUGACGUUCUUCAUGGUCGUCGUGUUUCAGUUGCUAUCUAAGAAGCUCGACCAAUUGAAGAAGAGAGGGUCGAAGAAGAAUACGAGGGAAGCAGAGCUGCGAUCCGAGAUUAAGCAUCUUUUGAGAGAGGCCACUGCAUUGUCUCAGCCAGCCACGUUUGCGCAAGCGGCCAAACUUAGGAGGUCAGCAGCUACUAAAGAGAAAGAACUUGCACAAUAUGCGGAGCAGCAUAACAACGAAAUUAAGCUCUCAUACGAUCAGCAUGGCAACGUUCUGCUUGCUUCAAAGGUUUUGGUAUACCUAAUCUUGAUAUUUUGCUUCUGGAGGACUCCCAUUGCCAUUAUUGCUAAGCAACUUGUUCAACCCUUUGGGAAUUUGUUAUCUUGGGGAACAGGAGGUCACUUGACAGGCCAUGUAAUGGUUGGGAUCAUACCAUGGCUAAUACUCUCAACCAGAGUGAGCAAAUAUGUAUGUAGGUUCGUGGAUUUCUAAAUCACAAGUCCGGAAAAGAGUGGAAGUCAAGGUUUUUGAGUUUAAAAGCUGUAGCCUUUUUCUAGUUGAAUGUAAAAAUAUAUCCAGACCAAAAAGUCUUUGUUACAAUGGAUACAUCAUGGGUUUUCUUCCCCCAUUUGGGUUACAAAUGUUAGAAACUUAACUUGACUUGACAAUGUGGUCGGUGGAGCUUGCAGCUCAGAAUAAACGGCUACUGGCGAAUCUCCAAUGCUUUGUUUUUUUAAUAGAAAAAUUCUAAAACAG